This is a messenger RNA of Arvicola amphibius (Eurasian water vole), 2689 nucleotides long. RefSeq names its product ecotropic viral integration site 2A (gene Evi2a). NCBI's taxonomy places the organism in Eukaryota, Metazoa, Chordata, Mammalia, Rodentia, Cricetidae. Gene Ontology annotation, cellular component: membrane. The record is from RefSeq and is a predicted model, not a curated record. The transcript has 2 exons. The coding region runs from base 194 to 877 and encodes 227 amino acids.
GCGGAAAGGAAAUGUGUCAUCUGUGGUUUGGUUUGAAAAGUGGAAAGCUAGCUGUACGCAUCCUCUUAAAAAACUGCAGAUUUUCAGUUUCGUAGUCUUCAAACUGUUCCACUUUAAGUAAGAGAAGAAGAAAAGAAGUGGUUGAUUAAGUAGUGUGGCAGAGCAUUUGUAAGAUACCAGUAUACCUGUGGGCAUGGAGCACAUAGGACAGUACCUGCAUCUCCUUUUCCUGAUGACAACAGUGUGUACCUUGCCUCCAGGAACAAAAGCAAACUAUACACAUCUGUUGGCUGACAAUGUCACCGCCUGGGGCUCUGUUAAUGAAAACAGCACGAGCAGACAUCAAAGUGAGAGGAGCACAGACCCUGUAAGCCCUACAGUAGAUCACAGAGUGAGCUCAACAGGCAUACUUGCAUCAUCUCCCACUGUGUCUUUAGCCCAGACAUCUACAUCAAAGCCCUCCGGGCCUCACGUCUUCAGAAACAGUUCUCCAACAGCAGAGACCAUUGAAAGCACAAGCAAAAGUCAUGGGGAAACUUUUAAAAAGGAAGUCUGUGAGAAAAACAACAGCAACAUGGCCAUGCUAAUUUGCUUAAUUGUAAUUGCUGUGCUUUUUCUUAUCUGUACUCUUCUAUUUCUAGCAACUGUUGUUCUGGCAAACAAAGUCUCAUCUCUCAGAAGGUCAAAACAAGUAGGCAAGCGCCAGCCUCGGAGCAAUGGUGACUUUCUGGCAAGUAGUGGGCUCUGGACUGCUGAAUCGGACACUUGGAAAAGAGCAAAAGAGCUCACAGGCUCCAAGCUCCUGACGCAAUCUACUGGUGUGCUCCCAGCUACCAGGGAAAGGAAGCAUGAAGAAGGAACUGAAAAACUCAACUAGACCACGAGUUAGGAAAGGGAAAUGCAAAGCAGCAAUGAGGAAGGCUGGGUUGUAAAGAAAGCAAGGUGGUGGUGGUAUUUCACACCAAUUGUUUGUUCAGAUGUCUGAUGAAAAAAAUCUGACGUGUAGUUUAGCAUCAAAGAAGCCAGAAAAAAAAUAUGUCUGCUGAAGUUACUUAAAACUUCAUUUCUGUUUCACACUGCAUAUAUUUUAAAAAGUAAAUAAAACAUCAGCAGCCGAAGAAACUAAUAGAAAUAACAAGGGGUAACUAAAUACUCCUGUUCAGCAACAGGUGACCUUUGUCUGAAUGUACUUGAACUUGGAAGGGUUCUAUUAAAUCCUUAGAGCCAAGCAGAUGCCAUAAUCUCUAGAAGUCAAAUUACUAAUUGCUAAGUAUUUUCUUAAAACGCCAAACCUCUCCGCCAAUGCAAAUAAUUUCAAUCAGACCGAAUCAGACCGAAUGAAAAGAUGCCCAUGUUUAAUGGAGUGCUCCCAGGUAGCCCUAGGAAAACAUGGAGAGGGGAUGAGAGAGAAGGGGAGACCAUGUGAAACCUGGAGACCACGUGUUCAUUCUCUAGGUGGCAAUUUUAAUAGCCUGUGUGAGUGGUCUUGACUUCUCUGGGGAGGGGGUUACCAUUUGGCGGGCAAUGUAGAAUUCAACUGUGUCAUGCAAUGGUACAUUCUCACUAGAUGAGGUAGAACCCACACCAGUUUUUAUCCUAGCACAGCUAACAUUAGGUUACUUCUCUUUACCUUUACAUACGGCAGAAGACCAAAGUGCUUUUCUACUAUUCAUAAUAAACUAAAACUUCAUAUUGUCCAAUAAAUGAAAAAAAAUUAGAACAAAGUUGGCCAUGUAUCUUGCAUUUAUACUAUCCUAGACUACAUUAUAAAAAAGAAAACAGGGCUGGAGAGAUGGCUCAGUGGUUAAGAGUGCCGGCUGCUCUUCCAGAGGACCUGAGUUCAAUUCCCAGCAACCAUAAGGUGGCUCACAGCUAUCUGUAAUGAGAUCUGUCACCCUCUUCUGGCGUGCAGGCAUACAUGGAGGCAGAAUGUUGUAUACACAAUAAAUAAAUCUUAAAAAAGAAAACAAUAACAACUAAAAUAGAUGAGAUUCACACAACAGAAGGCUAAACAGGACUCACACAAGGCUCACAGAUGGCUGUAACUCCAGUUCCAGGGGAUCCUGGCUUCCUUAGACAACAGGCAUAUACAAUGUAUACAGAUAUAAACGCAUAUACAUAAAAAACCCAUAUACAUAAAAUAAUUAAAAAAAUCAUAACAUUUAUCUUUUGCAUACAUACUACUUUUAACAACAAGCAUUGGCCAGGUGUGGUGGCAUGCACCUGUAAUCCCAACAUUUGGGAAGGUCAAUUAAAGGAAUUCUGAAUUUGAUGCGAGACUGGUAUGCAUAGUGAGGCCAUCUCAAGCAUUAACAACAACAAAACAUAACAGAUGCCUUAAAGUUGGUUAAUAUUUAGACUGCAAGGAUGCUAAGUAACUUAAAAUGAUCAAUUUCACUUUUAAUUUCAAAAGCAGCAUGAGUAAAGGGAAGUGAGGUGUGUGCAUGUGUACAUGCAUUUGAUCAGAUCUGGUAAAAAGGUAAUUGCUUAAGCUUUGAAAAAAAACUGCCUUUAAGUAAAAUAAUAACUGACAUUCAGGUCAAGCUCUUUAUUUCAAUAAAGCACAUCACAAAAGCUAACUUGAGAAACUUUCCAAGUAUCCAGUAAAACUGAAAAGGGAUGUAUCAACUAAUAGCUAGGCUUCACUUAAAUCCCACUCCUUUACUAGCUUUAUUCUGUGCAAUAUGCU